This is a messenger RNA of Alligator mississippiensis (American alligator), 1572 nucleotides long. RefSeq names its product GAR1 ribonucleoprotein (gene GAR1). Gene Ontology annotation, biological process: snoRNA guided rRNA pseudouridine synthesis; ribosome biogenesis. The transcript has 7 exons. The record is from RefSeq and is a predicted model, not a curated record. Gene Ontology annotation, molecular function: box H/ACA snoRNA binding. Gene Ontology annotation, cellular component: box H/ACA snoRNP complex. The coding region runs from base 7 to 855 and encodes 282 amino acids. NCBI's taxonomy places the organism in Eukaryota, Metazoa, Chordata, Crocodylia, Alligatoridae.
UUGCUCAUGCGCCCUAAGCGAGCGCUGCCUUCUGCCGCAAAACGGCAGUGGGCAGAAAACAGGCUGCUAUGUCCCCUCCCCCGCUUCCACGUUUGCGACGAAACGUUUCGCUUUACGGCCUGCUCGCCCAGCUCUGCUGAGAUUGGCCGGGCGCGUACGAGUGACGACAUCGGAAGUGGCCGCUGGCGCGAGGAGGGCUGCCACGUGUGGCUCGUGUCGGUAGCGCAAAUGUCUUUUCGAGGGGGAGGAGGUAGAGGACGAGGAGGAAGAGGGGGCUUCAAUCGUGGCGGUGGAGGGGGCUUCAAUCGUGGCAGUGGAGGGGGCUUCAAUCGUGGCGGACGAGGUGGCUUUGGACGGGGAGGUGGUGGACGCGGAGGCUUCAACAGAGGAUAUGACCAAGGACCACCAGAAAGCGUAGUUCUUUUGGGAGAGUUCAUGCAUCCCUGUGAAGAUGACAUUGUUUGUAAAUGUACGACGGAAGAAAACAGAGUGCCUUAUUUCAAUGCACCUGUAUACUUGGAUAACAAAGAGCAGAUCGGCAAAGUGGAUGAAAUAUUCGGACAGCUACGAGACUUUUACUUUUCAGUUAAGUUGUCAGAGAACAUGAAAGCCUCCUCGUUCAAGAAAUUACAAAAGUUUUAUAUUGACCCAGCAAAGUUGCUGCCCUUACAGAGGUUUUUACCAAGACCUCCGGGAGAGAAAGGACCUCCAAGAGGUGGUAGAGGAGGACGUGGAAGAGGAGGUGGCAGGGGUGGAGGAGGUCGAGGUGGAGGUGGCUUCAGAGGAGGAAGAGGUGGUGGAAGUUUCAGAGGAGGAAGAGGCGGUGGUGGAGGUUUCAGGGGCAGAGGACGUUAAAAAUGGACCUCCAGGUUUCUGGCUUACAAUAUGAUCCACAGAAGUGAAGAGCAAGAGGAAUUUUCUAGGGGACCUGAAAAAUAAAAUUUGAUUGUAAAGACAUCAAAAUAGUGAAACAUUAGCAAUUGCUGUUGUGAGUAAUGGAUACCUAACAACGAUGAAGCGGAAUGGGUCACUGAUGAAUUGGGGAAGCUCUUGAUUCUUCACUUGGAAUGUACUUGAAUUUUUUUUAAAGCUGCCUUAAGCAGUUUUUAUAUUUUUACAUCCUUCAUUUCUUACAGACUGUUUUAGUUAACGUGUGACUUCAUGUUGAAGUUGAAAAGAAAUGAUAUACUGAACAAGUAAAAAGAAACUGCAGGUUCACUAAAUGUAAAGAUACAAGCUGUAUUUGCAGAACUGAAGUCUUAUUCUUCCUGUCUUUUUUAUUGUUGAGUCUCUCGGUGCUUUGUAUGUGUUGCAUGCUCUGUUUAAAACAAGCACAAAAAAAGUUGUCCUUGUUUUUUACAGAGUACAUUUUUUAAAUAGUUAUAUUUUAAAAUGGGAAGAAUUUGUGGGGAAUAUUAAGAAAUAUGUCAUUUGAUUUGUAUAAAUCUUCAUGAAAACUAAAAUGUGUCAGUAACACCUUUUGGGAAAGCCAUUCUUUUAACAAGUUAUUCAAGGUAAAUACCCAUUACUUUUGUAUUGGUCACCUAAACAUGAAUGCUGAAAUGGAUGAGA